This is a messenger RNA of Cherax quadricarinatus, 10312 nucleotides long. The record is from RefSeq and is a predicted model, not a curated record. NCBI's taxonomy places the organism in Eukaryota, Metazoa, Arthropoda, Malacostraca, Decapoda, Parastacidae.
AUGGUUCAUGACAGUGCCCCAGACCCAGACUCAGCCUGGCAGCCAAUUGUUCUGACCCGCUCCGAUGCCGUCAUUUUGAAGGGCGACCCUGUAGAGAUCAAAGUGAUUCUGAAAAAGGCAAUAAAUGAACAUGCCAAUGCCAUGCACUCUGCCAGGCCCAGACUCUGGAACUCCGUGUUCAUCAUGAAAUACAAGAAGCCCCUGUCACGAGCCUCUAGCAUUCCAUGGAGACGGAAGCAUGUUAGUGAUGAUAUUGAUGAUACGACUAAUGGUGAUGGUGCUAGUGCAGGUGUUGGUAUUGGUGCUGGUAUUGGCAAUGGUGCUGAUAUUAAAAAUCCAAAUUACAGCAUAUAUGGUACUCUAACAGGGUCCCUGACACGUGACCUGCGGCAGUACCUGAACACCCGGUUCCAGAAGGGUAGUGUAGACCAUGAACUGCAGAAUACAAUCCGCGACAACGUGUACCUGCGCACUGUUCCCGUGACGACCAGGACACCACGUCAGGGAGAAGUCAACGGAGUAGAUUACACUUUUCUUUCAAAGGAAGAAUUCAGUGCUCUCCAGAGAUCUGGCAACCUCCUAGAAUCUGGAGUCUUUGAAGGUCAUGCAUAUGGAACACCUGUGCUGUCGCCCAUCUCCUCAGCUUUGCAGCAGAGACUGACAGUGGAAUGCAUAACAAGACAUAGGCUCCAGCAUCAUAUACCAUCUGUUCCAAAUGUCUCCUCCAGCAUGUCGUCUACCGAAGUUAACACCAUCCACUAUAAGAGGUCAUGGUUGCCUAGUGAUGACACUCCACCUAGUGAGCCACAAAGUGAACCAGGAAUAGAUCCUCCAAUCUCAUUUGAUAAUAACUUUUCACGGUCCUUUUCUUUACCGAUGAAGCAGCAGCGAUUUGGAAAACACACCUCUGACAGGAUUAAGACUUUUCCCCGUCGUCUGUUAAAAAGAGUUCAGCGUCCCUCACUACGGGAUCUUAACCGAAUUUACAGUGCAACUGAAAUUAAGGAGUAUUUUUUACGACGUGGAAGUCAACGACACCGUAAAGCCUUGCACGAGGUGCACGGACAGGCUUUUAUGUCUGCUUCACAAGAAACAUCUGGAAAAGUGAGCCAUCAUGCAGGUAGAUCUAUUCAGAGAUCAUCUAUCCAUAGUAGAAAUUCUCCUUUAAAAAACAAGGGUCUGAUUUCUUUUGCUGUAGAUGCUAAAUAUAAAGCUUCACCUGCAAGCAGUCUUGUAGCACAAACCCUCCUGACACAACCUCGUAUAAAACCACAUAGAGGAAGUUUGUCUGAUGUUGAACUAUAUGCUGAAGAUUCAGAUGCAGACACAUUCUUUGGUGAUAGUAGUGGUGAAAGUGAUACUCUUUUGGGCAGUGAUAAUCAAUCCCUAGUUUCUAACAAGAAUUCAGAAGAUAGUGAUAGUUCAUCUGUUUUCUCUGGCGAAGAAACAACAGAUGGCUUAAGUAUAAUUCCAAGUGUGUAUAGAGGUAAUCCUGAUGGCAUCUCUCAAAAUAAUCCUCUUUAUAGACACAAUAUAUCUUCAUUAGAAAAUCAUGAUGCUUCUGGUAAUGUAAAUAAACCUGAUGAUAAUUUGUCUUUAUUUACUAAUGAGGAAUCGGUAGAUCCGGAUGCUGAGGUCACGCCCAAUCAGUUUUUUAAAUGUACAAAAGACCAUGCCUCAAGCAAAUUUAAUUUACAAAACAUAGAUCUGUCUUCACCAGCGAGUGGUACAAACAUCUUUCCAAAACCAUUAAAAAAUAGGCACUCAUCAGUAGAAAACCUUUGUCCUAUUGACAAUAAGUUUGACUUAAUUGAUAACCUUUCUUUAUUUUCCAAUGAAGAAUUAGUAGAUCCACCCAUGGAGGCGGCAUCCCAAGAGUGCUUAGAUAGUACAAUAGACGGUGUCCCAAGUAGUACAAUGCAUCCUGUAUUCUCACCUCCUCCUGAAGUGCAAGUCAGUAGAUAUCCUGUUGUGUAUGAUUUUGGCACAAGAAAAGACUUAGUGCAGAGUAAUAUACAGAGAACCAUACAGUUGACUUCUCCUUCAACAUCAAGUCAACAUAUAGACAUUUUGAAAGGUUUAAAUGCAGAAUGUAAACUUAAUGAUUCUCAUGAGGGCUUUCAUUCUACUCUAUAUCAGCCAAAAGUAAUACCAGUAUGUGCUUCAUCUGGUAUGUUCACUAAUGAUGUGGGUGAUGUAAUGUCACAAACUGAUAGUGAUUUGUCCAGCAUUCACCUGGAUGACUUGGCAAACGACUCAAGCUUUGAUAAAUGUUUUGAUGAUGUCUGUCAAGUGAACCAUUCACAGCAAAACCAGACAAAGAGCCAGCAUUCAAAUUAUACUAUCUCUGUUGACAGGUUUUCAGGAGUGAAAUUUAGACUAAAGGAAAAACCAAAGAUUCCUCCACGGAGUUCAUCACUAAAAAAAUUUAUGAAAAAUAGUCAUACUAAGAAAGUUUGGGGGAGUAAAACAGAAAUACCACCUGUUUUAGUUAUUAAUAGUGACCAAAUUUCAAGGAAAGAGGCAACUGGUACUUUAUUAAAUAAAGGGAAUAUAGCUAAAAGUACAGAGGAAGAGACAUGUGGACGUGUCCCAUCAACAUGCCCAGACUCGAAUAUUGAACAUCCACCUUUGAAGGAGAAAGAUAUUUUAACUGGUGAAGGUUUUAUUGAUACCAGAACAGUAAACCUGGAUCAAACUUCACAGAAAUGGGUCACAUCACUUGCCACUGUUCUAAAUGAGAGACGAGAGAACCAUAAAAAAUAUGUUUUAAAACAGGACACAUCUUUUAAUUGCCUUUUGGAAGAAAAACAGAGAAGCUAUAAUGAAGAUGCACCAACUAAAGAACAUAAAUCAAGUAAUGGACAAGACAGCCAUAAAGAUGCAAGUAAUGAGGAUACUCUAUUUGGUACAAUUGUGAAAAAUAGACAAAAGUACAAUGUAGAAAAUACUAGCAAACUGGAUACUACAUUUGGUACACAUUUGAAUGAUAAAGAAAAUAACUAUUGUAAAGAUGCCAGCAAACCAGAUUAUUUUCUCAAUGCACUGUUAAAUAUGACGCAAAAGAACUUUAAAGAAAAUUCUAGCCACCAGGAUUCACCACAUGGGCCAGGUUUAACUGGAGAUACUAAAAUUUCACAGAUUAUGAACAGUAAAAGUGUGUUGACUAACGUUGGUUUAAAUAAACCACAGUCCAUUAAAGAGGAGGCAUGUGAAGGGACAACAACUAGAAACUGUUUGAAUAGAACCUUUCCUGAACUGAAAAAAGAUACAAACUGUCAACCCAAAUCGACAAACACAGAUUUGGAAACUGACAUUCUGGAAUUUAAGAAAAAGUCCUUAAAAGAUGAGAAAAGAUUAAAUGAGAUAUUUGUACAUAGUAGAGAUAAGAACAUUACUGAAAUUCAAAAAGUAGAAGAUACUGCAGCCUUGAGACAAAGUAAUUCUGAAGAAAUAAAUAGUGAACAGGUAGAUCAUUUACAUAAAAGUGCUUCAGUUACUCCUACUCCAGGAAAUAAUACUGAUCACCUAAAAGAUAUGAGUAAACUCCCAUUAAGCUUCAGCAAUGCUCAUGAAAGUGUUCCUAAAGUACGUACAAAAACUAUAAAGCAGAGUCUGAAUGAUGGGCUCAAUAGGAACACAUUGAGUGUGAAAAGUUUAGUGAAUGUACAUGAGAAGCUGUCUAUGAAUCACAUUCAGGGAAGUAUCAAUAAAGGACCUCUUAGACAACAUACAUUUCAUUCUUCAAUAAACACACUGCAUCCUCUAUUACCUCAUAAGCCCAAAGGCUUUAAAAAUACAAUAAAAGCAUAUCCAUCAGACAGUAGAUCAUUAGGUGCAAGGCAGAGCCCUGAUGGUUCAGAAUUGAUAAGUGAUUUAAAUUUUUGUAUAGAAAAGUCUUGUUAUCGGGCCUCCAGAAAACAAAAAAUACUAAAUGAUGAUAAAUCAUGUCUACAUCUUGUAGAUGACUGUAUUGAUGCUAAAAGAAAUAUGUCAGAAGCUGAAACUGUGUCAAGUGAAGUAUGUAGGUUUUGUCAAAGUGGCAGCAGUGUUUCAAACAGUGAAAAGUGCAUUUAUCCUACAAUAUUAUCUGAAGAUAGUUCAGAAGUCAGUAGCCUAAGUUCAGUCAGUGAGUCAACAGAGAUUUGUGAGGGACCAAAUAAUGAUCAGGGAGAGGAAAAGGAAUUAAAACAAAGACCACUCCCUCCACCAGAAAGAACUUUAUUUAUUAGCAGAAAUUCCCCAUGUCGAUUUAGUUUGGUUACAAAUCCUCAAGAGAGAGAAAAGCGAGCUUUUUAUAGAGGCAUGCCUGUGAAGGCCCCUCGCAGAUCUAAAAUGAAAGACAUGCAUAUGUUUAAGAGAGAAAAUAAUUUUAACAAGAAUGUUGGACGCCAGCGAACCCCUAUGAUUGAGUUUAGUGACAAUACAGAAAAUGAAAGGAGUUAUGUUGAAAGGUUCUUAAACUCAAAAUUUGAAAAUUGUAGUAAGACUGGUAACCAUUCUGCAUUAGAAACUGGUGGAAAUUACCGCUCCAACUCACUUCCAAGUGACUUUGGUUCUUCACUGCAAUCUGUUAUUGGGGAUGGAGCAGGUAACCACUACGGUACUCCGAAACCUCCAUCAUUACCACCCGAUCAUUUGGCCCGAGGGUCAGCAGGCACUGCUCUCUUACCUGGUGCUCAUCCCAGCUCAGAGGGAAAACGUCGACGUAACCGCUCCAAUGUAGAAGCAAUGGCUGCCAAUACCACCAGUACAGAGAUUCCUCCCGAACCUCCUAGCCAUCCAUAUUCAUCAGGGACACUCUACAGCCCACCCGGCAUGCCCCAGAAUAUGGUGGGGAAGGAGGGUGGGGUACAGCUGCAGUCCCCAGAUUCUCCCACAUCAGGAGAGCUGGGUCCUCUACCAUUUAACUGGGAGAAGGCUUACACUGAAAAUGGAGAGCCAUAUUAUAUUGAUCACAUGAAUGGCACAUCUUCAUGGCUAGAUCCAAGGCUAGCACGUGUUCAGAAGCAAAAUGCUGAGGAAUGUGGAGAGGAUGAGCUACCAUUUGGUUGGGAACGAAUAGAUGACCCCCAGUAUGGCACAUAUUAUAUUGACCAUGUGAACAGAAAGACACAGUAUGAGAAUCCUGUCAUCGUGGCCAAGAAGCAACCUGUUACCCCAACUCAAGGUGGAGGGAGUAGCCCAGCAGAAGGUGGGAACAACACUUUUCCCCGGCAAAAGAAGUCGGCCUCAGAUACUGGUGGCGGAGUAGCUCCAAGUGCUACUGAAGGCUCGCAGCCUACCUCUGGUAGUGGGCAUAAGCGCGCAAACAGGCUCAUGCUGUACCUGCCCUGUUUACCGUGCUUGGCAUCAGAAGGCAAAGACACUAAGCUGCAGGUACAAGCGCAGCAAACGAGUAAAAGGGUCCACAACCGUAUGGACAAGAACUCCCUCCCACGUCCUCGCUCUCUUUCUCCUAAUCACAAACAUCCUGAUAUAUCACCUAAGCAUUCUAAUCUUAUAGAUAGACAAAACAUUAUAAUUUCAAAUCCCAUGGAUCCAGUGCAUCUGGCCAGUGGUGCUCCUUACAAGACAAAUAAUUUGUCACCAGGUUCUCAGGUUUUAAAGCCAAAUAAUUUAGCUCUCUCUUCCAAAAAUAUAUAUCCAAAUGAUCAAAAUAUUCCUGCCAGUAAGCAAAGUAAUGUUAGUAAAAACCAGCAACUUAUACUAAGUCAAGGUCUUAAAAGUCAAGAGGUAAAGAAUCCUACUUUUAAUCAAACAAUAGUACCAAAUUUUGCCAAACCUCACUUUCCAAACUACCAAACCAUUGCUCCAAAUUUCCUUCAUCCCCGAGUACCUCAAGCCUCAUCCUCUCCAAAGGGUCCAUCCCCAUCAUUUGGGAGGUCUUACAGUAGUCCAAAGAGUAGUGUAAACAAUCUUUCUAAUUCCUGGUGUGUUAGCUCAGGGCAGUCUCUCUCACCUAGCCAUCCAUGGAGUUACUCUUCCUCUCCCAUCCAGUUUCCUUCUCCUGGACCAAUUCCACUUAAUCGUUUUCUCUCUUCUCCACUGUCAAGUAGUCAGGAUUUGUCAUAUCCUAUGAUUCAUCACCAAAGAUCAUUCUCCAGCUAUUAUUCUUACACUGCUAUUACCCCAUCUGCAUCCCCCCUCUACCGUCCAUCGGAGGACCCUGUAGUAUCGGCAGUCAGCUUAAGACGGAAAGGUAUUCACCAGAUAAAACGCUCUGGACAAGGUGUAUUGUUUACACGCAAUCCAGCAGAACUACAAGGUGAAUUCAUACGCACCAGUCUUGUUAAGUCUUCCCGAGGUUUGGGGUUUACGAUUGUUGGGGGAGAUGAUAAUGAAGAGGAGUUUCUCCAGAUAAAAAGUGUUGUACCUAAUGGCCCGGCAUGGCAGGAUGGAAAACUUCGAACUGGGGAUGUGCUAGUUUAUGUAGGGGAUACAUGUGUGUUGGGAUACACCCAUGCUGAUGUGGUGAACAUGUUCCAAAACAUUGAUCCUGGUAGAACAGUGUACCUGGAAGUUUGCAGAGGCUACCCUUUACCUUUUGAUCCUAAUGACCCCAACACAGAAAUUGUGACUACAGUAGCUGUUACAUCAGCUGAUGCUCGGUCUUCUAAGUCAGUGUUUGGUGAAGGAUACGAACGAUCGAGGAAUAAUUCGAGUGAAAGUAUGAAUACUGCAAAAUCUAUGCCUGACCUGAGUAAUCCUGAACGUGUGCAGCAGGUUCCAAGGCCUGGUAGUGCUGACCUCCUUAGUUCAGAAAAUUUUGAUCACACUCCUGAUAUUUUGGAUUUUUACCCCUCAGCAUUAAGCAAACCUGAAUAUUUGACUAUACCAAUAGUGAAAGGAACUAAUGGGUUUGGCUUUACAAUAGCUGAUAGUGCAUAUGGCCAGAAAGUAAAAAAAAUAUUAGAUCGUGGAAGGUGUAAAAACUUGAUAGAGGGUGACAUUUUAGUUGACAUAAAUAAUAUAAAUGUGAAAGGAAUGAGCCACACAGAAGUAGUGCAGGUGCUUAAAGACUGUGCCCAGGGACAAGAGGCGGUAAUCAUGGUGCAGCGAGGGGGGCUUAGUUCUCCAUCCAAGUCUCGAGGACUUCGAAAGGAACAGUCAAGUCCGAAGAAGUCUGGAGUUGCAGCUGGGCUGUUUAGAAGCAAAACUCCCACGGCAGAUAUGUACAGUUCACAGCCAAAGGAGGUGAUUCCAAACAGACCCAAGACACCACUUGUAGAUACUCGUAAUCGACCUAAGACCCCAAAUGUCAUGAGUGGAAUUGACAUUAGUGGGUCUGGAGAAGGAAAUAGACAGAUGGAAGGUAACACAGACUACCGGCCCCUGUAUACACCUACCUCUGUACAUGCACCUUUUCCAGGUGCAUUUUCAUAUACAGGGGGUCAAGUAGAUUCACAGUAUGAUACCAAGGUCAAUAACAUGUCUGUUCAGAUGAGUCAGGUUAGUUUAGAACAAAAUAAUUACGAAAAUUAUAUCGGUGAUAGUCAGGGUUUCCGUGGCGAGGGUCCAGCUCCUCAUCAGAACAGUUAUAAUUAUCACCAUGACUUGUAUGCCCAAGACAGUUAUUAUCAACAACACGGUGAUGACAGUGAUAUAAAAAGGAAUCAAGCGAAGACACCGACAAAGGAAUACAACAACCAGGGAUACUCUCAGUAUCCCUAUUAUAAUGAAAAUAAUGGUAGCAGCUCAAAUCAUAUCAAUAACAAUCAUCACAAUACAAGUAUGGAGCAAAACUCAGGCUAUGGCUACAUGCAGUACCCCAAAGAUGGCUAUGACCUGCCUCGUCAAGACUCAGGAUACAGUUCACAAGCCCAAAUCCCGCCUGCCAGGAAUCCUUAUCCUCCAUACUAUGGCCAGAAUAAUUCUGCUGGUUAUAAUAGUCAAGCAGACAGUUUAGGGAGAAGGAAAGAGUCAACCAGCUUCGAAUACGAACAUCCAGCACCAGUCAGCAUGCCCAGAUUUCCUGAUGGGCGGUAUAGUGUAAACCCAAGAGUGCCGCCAACUGGACCUAAUGGUAACCUUGGCUACAUGGAAUUUACCGUGAUUCUGAAGAGACAGGAAACAGGCUUUGGUUUCAGAAUUGUGGGUGGUACUGAAGAGGGAUCUCAGGUAUCUAUAGGUCACAUUGUCCCUGGUGGAGCAGCAGAUCAGGAUGGCAGUGUUGCUACAGGGGAUGAAAUCAUUGGUGUUGAUGGAGAGAUGGUGUUAGGUUCCAGUCACCACCACGUUGUACAACUCAUGGCAGCAGCAGCGACUCAUGGCAGAGUAACACUUACCUUAAGACGUCGAACUCAUACUCCUACUGAACUCCACAACAGAUCCUUAGAAAUGCAGUUUCCCUAUGAUGUGACAGUAACAAGAAGAGAAAAUGAAGGCUUUGGUUUUGUCAUAAUAUCAUCAGUUACCAAGUCUGGCUCUACAAUAGGUCGGAUAAUUGAAGGGAGUCCAGCCGAACGCUGUGGUCGAUUGAAUGUUGGUGAUCGUAUCCUAUCUGUCAAUGGUGUAGACAUUAAGACCCUUCAUCAUGGGCACAUAGUCAACCUCAUCAAGGAAUCGGGCUACUCAGUCACUCUUACUAUUGGUCCACCCAGGGAUGAUGCAUCAAGUACCACAUCAAACUCUCAGCGGAGUUCUCAGGGGUCCAUGAUACUGGCUCAGGCCACACCAGUCUCGGCCCCACAAGCCUUUGGCUCUCCGGCCCACACCUCUGCCCAGGCUGAGAGUGAUGCUGGUGAUGAUGGUGAGUACUAUGGAGUGGAGCUCCAGCGAGGCACCCGAGGCUUUGGUUUUAGUAUAAGAGGAGGCCGGGAGUUCCACAACAUGCCUCUCUUCGUCCUCAGGAUUGCCGAAAAUGGGCCAGCAGCAGAGGAUGGAAAGCUGAAAGUUGGAGAUCAACUAAUGGAAAUAAACGGGAGAUCAACCAAAGAUAUGACCCAUGCUGAUGCCAUAGAACUGAUCAAACAGUGUGGGAACAGUGUCUCCUUACUGGUAAAACGCGGUGGAAAGCUUCCACAACACCUAGAUACAAUGAAUCCAAACAGUCUAGGAUCUCCUGUUGGCCCUCCACCUCCAGGAACUAAUGUAAGGUCUACAGUCACACUUCCACCUCCUUCACCAGGAUCCAUGGGCACAUCCUACCCUCCUCCUCUUCCAGGGCUUCCAGGUCCUCCAUAUUAUUCCCAUGGAGGCUACAAUGCCAUACCCACCUCUUCCAGUGGUUACCCACCAGCUUACCCUCACAAUGGAGCAGUCCGAGGUCCCCAACCUUUACACUCGUCUCCAGCAACUCAGUAUCCCCUUCCAUUGACUCCUAAUGGUCCACUAAGCCAGUCUUCUCCUAGAGUAAUGGCUGGUGAAAAUUAUUACUGGAAUAGAGUUUCAGAUCAUCGACCGGCGUGAAAUUCAUUUAUUUAGUAUACUGGACUCAAAAUGUAUAUUUCUCAUUAGAAACUAAAUGUGAUCCAGCAGUGAUAGUCACAAAAAUGUCAAUGUUGUAAAAAUUAAAUGCAUACGCUGUGAAAUAUCCAGAAAAAAAAAAAACUUAUAUUUAAUAAUGUUUUACUAUGCUCAGUGCCUCUAGUGUUCAUAUGGGACCAUGUUUUCAUAGCUUCAUCUCACAAUUCUGAAAUUUAUUCAGACAAAAAUAGAAAUGAUGGCUAUUACCAUAAAUUAUGAUCUCCUUAUCUUUGAUUGUCAUAGUCCAUUUUAUUUUGCCUAAUGGAAGUUUUCUUAAAGAAAACUUUUUAAAUUAGGUAUUCACUCAAAAGUCUAUAGACAAUUACAUUUAUUUUGCUUUUAUGUAUGUUAAAACUGGUCCUAUUUUUAUUUGCUACAGGAUCAUGACCAAAGUGACCUUAUAUAAAGGAGUAGGACCCAUGCUCAAUGCAUUUCUUUUCUCAAUAUUUAUAAAUUAAAAAAUCUAUAAGAAAAUGUCCUCUUAAAAAAAUGGCCCUUUGCCAUAAUUUUUAUAUGCACAUGUACAUACUAUGUAGUUGAAGCAGAUAACAAGGACAUACAAUGAAGCAUCCUCUGAAGGGUUGCAAAUGGCAGUUUUUAACCAUACAUGUGAAUGUAAACUGUAAGUAAACUGUAAACUUAUUUUAAUAUUAAAUUGUCAAAACUGCCUUGAUCAAAAACCUAUGAAUGCCUUAUAAUGGACUGUAAAGUAUGUGGACAGUUACAAAAAUAUUGUAUGUAUUCUAAAAAGUUUAUAUUAUUUUAAAUUUCAGGUAUGUUGCAUGCAUGUAACAUUCCCAUGUAUUAUAUACAUUGUUAAUAAAUAAACAUGAGAAACUUUUAA